This is a messenger RNA of Bombus pyrosoma, 4007 nucleotides long. RefSeq names its product cilia- and flagella-associated protein 251-like. The record is from RefSeq and is a predicted model, not a curated record. Bases 1100 to 3952 code for a protein of 950 amino acids. Gene Ontology annotation, cellular component: motile cilium. NCBI's taxonomy places the organism in Eukaryota, Metazoa, Arthropoda, Insecta, Hymenoptera, Apidae. Gene Ontology annotation, molecular function: protein binding. The transcript has 22 exons.
AUAAUAAUUAAGCAGCGAAGAUUGAAGUUUUUAUAGAAAAUUCAAAAUGUAUAGAGCGUAUAAGAGGUGUCCCACCUAACUUGGGUAUCUUAAAUAUCUCGCUUAUUUUUUAUGAUAGGAAAAGAUGUCAGAGGAAAACAAUAUUUGGUUCGAAGGGGCAAAAGUAAUGAUAGAAAAAAAAUUUCUCAAUGUUUUCUUUUUCAAGGUUUCAAGGUUAUCGAAGGUUUCUUAAAAUAUAUAUAAUUAUAAGUGAAAUACAUAUAACGGAGAACUGUUGCUAGAGUUGUUUAUGCUAAGGGCAGACAGUUCAAUAGCAUAAGUGAAUUGAAAGAGGAAGUAAUUGAAAGUAAAUUCUGGCGGCUGUACAAAUUAUCGUUUCCAUGAUUUUAAAUAGUGCGCUAUUAGCACGAUAUUUCUGUUUUUACAGAUAAAACAAAUUAACAUCUUCAUAUCUACGUGACCAAAAUUGAUGUGGAAAACGUAUGUCGUAAAUCGAAAACUUUUCAAAUCAAUUAAAAUGGCAGCGAAUGUUUCGAUACCAUCGUGGUCCAAGGAAUCAACGGAUUCUAAAAGUGGAAGAGAGACCAACAUAAGGGCACCUUACAAAAAUGAAGAAACUGAUUUUAAUCUUUGUCCUUUUGAAUUAUUAUGGUCUUUUGGGACAAAUUCGGAUACACCUAUAAUAAAUUUAACCACAAAAAAUCGUACGAUCAUCGCUUAUGCUUGUUCGCAUGUUAUAAUAAUCUACAACUAUAAGACUAAAUACGCGAUAAGUCUUCAAGGUCAUAAGAAUACGGUGAAAACUUUAUCGGCAUCGAAAGAUGGAAAAUGGUUGUUGUCCGCAGAUUUUGAAAAAGAUUGCGUAACUGUCGUUUGGGACACCGAAACUGGGUAAUGAAAUUUGGAAAUGCGACGAAAAAAUCUGGCCCAAUUUUUUCUUUUCUUUUGCUGCUAAUUAGAAACUAAUGGAGAGGAGACUAGGGUGGGAGGAGGAGGAGGGCACGUUUCACAACGAGCGAAAAACGUAUCUUUUCGCGUCUCUGUUUUUUACUUGCGCGUCGAUUAUUACGGCGCAUUGUGCAACAGGUCGAAUUAAGUUAUGAGUAAAAACCAGAAAAGUGUACCAAUUUCGACUUUAUUUAAUCCACAUGGUGAUAAAGGAAUGACCGCUGCUAAAAUUAGCCCAAAUGCUAAGUAUAUAGUAACUGUUGGAAACGAAUUUCACCAAAAAGUUCAGUUUUGGCUAUGGACGUAUGGGAAAGAUCAACCUGAUGCUUUUACGGAGUUAAUUGAACUUUCUUCAAAUAGAAUAAAGGAAAUAGCUUUCAACGAAGACUGUUCCGAGGAGUUUGGUUUAACUGCCGAUUACUGCGUUGCAUUCCUUAAAUGGGAACAAGAUGAAUUGAAAUAUUACAUACCAAAAAUUUUGGGUAACGUACGACGAUACGGGAUCUUGAAUUGCUCUUGUUACAUUCCGAAAACACAACGAGUAUUAACAGCAACGACAAACGGGUACGUUCUGAUUUGGGGCACUUUUGUUGAAAGACAGAAAAAUAAGAGUAAGGAUCAGAGUGCAGCUAACAACAAGGAAAAGAGACACAUCAAGUCUGUGCAGUUAGAGAAGAACGGUAUUAUGGUGAUAUUGUAUCACGAUGGAAGGAUAGUAACAGGAACUUCAGAAGGACGUAUCAACUUUUACGAUCUUGAUUUAAAAAUACUCUACUGGUGCCAACAUAAACUUCUGGAUUCUAUUCGAUCGUUAAGUUUUGAUCUUUCGUCCACGUUAUUAGCUCCUGCGUCUGCGGUCGGUGAAUUUAAACUUGAAUCUGACGAAGAAGAAGAUUUCGAGAACGAAGAAGUAAUGGAAGAAUAUUCGGAAAUUAAAUUAGAAGAUAAUAUUGACGAGAGAAAGGUGAAAUAUAUAGAAAAAAUAGAAUCGAUGAAGUAUCGUGAUCAAGUUCCAUCGACGAUGUCUGUAUAUUUGGAAGAAACAUUGAAGAAUUACGAUAAAAGUCAGCAAGCAUUUACAAAAUUACCUCACGCGCCUACCGAUGCUACUAUCGAAGGUGCUCCUUUUUAUAUUGAAAAUUUCAUUAUCGGUUGUUUGAGUGGAAUAGUUGCGUUGAUAGAAAUUCCUACGUUAAAGUGCCGAUUUAUCUUUCAAGAUCAGAACUUUGCGAUAACCAGUUUAGAUGCGCAUCCUCGAAGCAGUUUUAUAGUCACCGGUAACCUACAAGGUUUCACCUCUUUAUACGAUUAUGAGAGACGUAAGCGUAUCGUAUGCAGGAAGACCCCGCCUCUUCCAGAUUUUCGUAUACUAUUGGAUAAACAAGCAAAGAAAGAAGCUAUAACUUAUGUCACAUGCCCACAGAGCCACGAGAAACUGAUCGCUGUUACAGCAUUGAAAUAUUCACCAACAGGUAAUUUACUAGCAUGUGGCCUUGAAAAUGGAGCCCUUUGGAUGUUGCAUCCUCUCACUUUAGAACCUCUUGAUAAAAAUCCUUACAAACAUUCCACGGAAUCGAUACUUAAAUUGGCUUUCACAGAGUGCGGAGAAUACAUGGCAUAUGCGGAUAACACACUAGUGGUAGCGGUAUUUAAAAAAAUAGAUGAUUCGCCAAGCGGUUCCCGUUUAUGGGAUUUUAUUGGAAAGUAUCAUUCUCAUACUGCAAAAAUAAGAGAUAUACUUUUCGGGCCAGCUACUAUCGAAAGCGUUGUAUAUCGUUUCUUUUCGGUAGGAGAAGAUCGGAACCUAAUUGAGUACGAUCUUAAAAAUAGCGGGCCAUAUCCUUUCCCUGGUUUGCAGAUAAUGAACACUUACCAAAUUGAAUGUGAAGCUAUUCCUCUUUGCCUCGCCUGGUACCCUAAGUUGGGCGUUGAAGGAUUUCUGAUGUACUCUAAUUCCGAAUACAAAUACAGAUUGCUAAACGAUAUAACGAAAACAAUUCGAGGAACAUUUUUGGGACCGCUUUGUGAUACCCCGGUUAAGCAUUUCAAAGUAAUAUCUGGUAAAGAAUAUAAAGCUGGCAAAUACAUGGUAUUUGCAACUAAUAAGGAAAUAGGCCUUCAAAUGCUUCCUUUCGAUGGGAAUCCUUACAAGAUUUUAGGAAUGAUAGGUCAUCCACGCAAGGUCAGUAAUAUUUGCCUUAGCAACGAUGGGAACAUUUUAUUCACUUUUGGUUAUAAUGAUCCGUGCACGCUGAUGUGGAAAAUAAAAUGCAGGUCUGUCGACGUAUUAGCGCAUUUAGGAGGUAAAGGACUUGCACCGUAUUAUUGUCUGAUAGAGGGUGGCGAAAAAGGUUGGCUUAUCAAUGAAAUGAAAGACCUGUUUUAUUAUGCUCAAAUCUUACAUCAAGGCGAGAAUGUAAUAACUCCCAGAUUAAUAUCCGACAAAGUGAGCACUAAAGAAAUACCGAAUCUCAUGCGCGUCGUUGGAUAUUAUCCCAGCAACGAGGAAAUAGAAAUCCUUAUGGGUGAAAUCUCGUACAGGGAUUACGCGGAGACCGGUCAUCUGGUCGAAGAAAUUCAAUUCGAAGAUUUUGUCAAAUUUUAUAUAAAUCAUCGGCCAGCUUUCGGAAUUUCUCUGCAUCAAAUACAAGAAGCUUUCCAAGUCUUCGCAAAUUCAGAUCAAAUCCCUGCCUCGCAAGCGGAGAAUCCAGCAUUAACUCGAGAACAGUUUAUGGGAAUAUUGCUUGGCGAAGGUCCUCCUGAGUUUUCUAUGCAAAAUGGCAUACCUUUUGGAGAACCAUUAAAAAUUCAAGAGGCAUUUGCAUACAUGAAGUUUCUUGUUGGUUUUAACGAGAAUUUGGAUGAAAUAUAUAAUGAACGAAACGGAAAAAAAUCCGCAUCCAUUGAUUUUACGUUCUUACCGGAGAGAAUAUCUUACAAAGAUUUCAUCGCGGACAUCAUGGGUAUUGAAUUGCCGGAGGAAACGAGGGCUGACGAUGAUUAAUUAAUCUGUGUGCCAUUAUUUGCAUUGCUGGCACAUUAACGUUGAUUAUUAUUAC